AAACCAGUUUAGUUUUGCGGUGAUAACGAUACAGAGAGCUCGUGUCGUUGUGUGUUAACGAAAACAAUCCAAUUAUUAUUGUUUAUACGCGAUAUUUUCGGCUAUAUCUUUACUAAAUCAGUCGUAUAUGAAUAAAAGUAAAGAUUUUUGCUUAGUUUCGAUCUCAAGCCGCGUAGUUAUUGACGAUAUCUUGUGAAUUUAUACAUUUUAUCCGAAUGUGUAAUCUUGCUUCGACUUAACGUUGGACGGUGGUUGAAAAUGUGAGUAAAAUAUAGUUCUGGUGAACAUUUUUGGUUUGGAACCUUUAUUUUUUGAAGGACUCGUGUCAAAAUGAAGUGGUUAACGUUUCUUAUACUGUUGCCGGCAUGUUUUGGACAUCUGAAUGUUUAUUUGAGUAGUGCUGAAGUGUGGAGACUUUUGGGUCUAACCGCAGAGCUGUUCUACGUGCGCGAUGGCCAGAUCAACUUCUACGCUCUCAACUUUGUGGUGCCAGUCCCGGCCACCAUCGGCGAGCUGCACUUUACGUGGCAGAGCCUCACCAGGAGACCUUUACCGUAUACAUUACAAGUGGAUGUGGUGUCGAACAAGGAGGCCCUACUCACCCCAACAUUCAACAUAUCAAGUGAAGGCUUUGUCCCGACCGAGCCGCAAACCUGGCGAGUGGACUUGCCUUGUACGCGCACCGUCGCAGCUGAAGUCGGCGUCACCAUUUCCCUAAACGUGUCCACCGGUUCCUCGUCAACCCUUCUACACUUCCGUCGAAGAAAAAUAUGUCUCCUAGAAGCACCGCGACCAGCUGUUAGAGUGGAUAACGUCCCCCAUUCCGCUACUUCUGCGGAUAUCUUCUACGCUGGUGCGGGAUGCGCUGGCGGUGCGUUGUUGAUAGCUGCCGUUGCCGCAGUCGCCUGUAGAGCUCGCGCGAGGAAGCUUCGGAGAACACGAAGCGAUGAGCAAGAUGCUCACGCCUUCUUACCUGAUUCUUCGUGCAAAUCUGCCGCAAGUUACACGAGCUACCGCCGACCUAACUCCGUACCAGCGGCGGCAGCUGAGGAGAGGGCGAGGGACCUCCAGCAAAGGAUAGCGGAGUUGACAAUACAGAGGUGUAGAGUGAGGUUGCGUUCGGUCGCGAUGGAGGGGACUUUUGGUAGGGUGUACAGAGGGACGUAUGCUGAUGAAGAUGGGAGGGAACAAGAGGUUCUUGUGAAGACUGUUGCUGAACACGCGUCUCAAGUUCAGGUAUCACUUCUUCUGCAAGAAGGCUGUAUGCUGUACGGACUCCACCACGAGCGCGUUCUCUCCGUCCUCGGCGUCAGCAUCGAGGAUCAGACUGCACCAUUCCUCCUCUACCCAUGGAGUGCCACUUGGAGGAACUUAAAGCAGUUCCUCCUAGCGUGUCGAGGAGUGAACCUGGGGGUAGCGGCCGGUGGUCCUCCCCCUCCACCUCUGACCACCCAGCAUGUAGUGAGAAUGGCAUUACACGCCUUGGAUGGAUUAUCGUAUUUACACUCGCAGCACGUACUGCAUAAAGAUAUCGCCGCGAGAAAUUGCAUAGUGGACGAAAACCUCCGAGUGAUGAUCGCCGACAACGCGCUGUCCCGAGAUCUGUUCCCCGGCGACUACCACUGUCUCGGCGACAACGAGAACAGGCCGAUCAAAUGGUUGGCGUUGGAAGCGUUGUCCAAGAAGCAGUUCAGUCCGUCGGCGGACGUGUGGGCGUUGGGCGUGCUUCUGUGGGAGCUGACGACGUUGGCCCACCAGCCGUACGCUGAGGUUGAUCCGUUCGAGAUCGGCGCGUAUUUGAGAGAUGGGUACAGGUUGCAGCAACCAGCUAACUGUCCGGACGAAUUGUUCGCAGUGAUGGCUUACUGUUGGGCCAUGUCGCCCGACGACCGACCAACGUUGCCUCAACUACAGAUCUUCCUCAGGGACUUCCACACGCAACUGACGCGGUUCGUCUAAGACAUUCCUAAACGAAAGACAAUCCAAAAACGACAAUAAAUGUAUAAAUUAUUAGUGAAAUAGUGAAAAAAAGUGAACUUCAGUGAACUUUCCAGAGGCCUUAUGACGUGCGCAAAGUUACCUUACAGGUGUUCUGUAAAAUAUCGAUUAUUUGCAUAAUUUGUUGUAUAUCAAAAACGGACAAUAUUUGAUAAAACAACAAUAUUAACACUUUCGCUGCACUACGAGGUCAAUUGACCUUGUACGUCUAGCGUGUUCAAGAGUUACGAGGUCGAUUGACCUCGUACCACACCAGAGGAAAAUACAGAAAAAUCUAAAGCAGCGAAAGUGUUAAGGGACGUUCGGACAUACGGUAGAUACGAUAUAGAAAAAGACAUACGAGUCACUGAUGCAACCGCAAAUUUGCGCAAAUAUAUUUGUACAAACUCAAUGCACGUAAAAGAUUUUCUAACUAAGCUAGUUCACAUUUAGUAAAAUGUGAACUAGGCUUUAUCUACUAGUAUGUAGAUCUUUUGACUGCAUCUGAUUAUGCUAAGUAGAUCAAAAUCAUUUUUGACAUACGGCCAAUUUCUUCAUCGCAAGUAACAGUCAAAGUGACGUCAUAAAUCAAAUGUGACGGUCUUAUUCACUGAAAAAUAAAGUCUUCUUUACUACUUACUACUUUUACUGUUACUUUAGCUUUACAUGAAGAAACUGGCAUACUACAGGUAGAUACGAUAUAGAAAAAGAUAUAGAAGCACUUAUUCAACCGCAAAUCUACUAGUAUGUAGAUUUUUCUUUUGCCUGCAUCUGAUUAUGCUAAGUACAAAGAUUUGAGGUGUUAAAGAUCAAAAUAUUUUUUUUAACUUAAACUACUACCAUCUAAAAUCAUUUGAAUAAUAUCGAAGUCGCAAAGCAAUAUAAAUAGUUUACAUAUAGAUCGACUGUUUAUAACGAUGCCCAUCUAACCGUUAGAAAAUCGUAGCUGAACAAAUAUUGGAGCAAAUAUUUGCGCAAAUAUGUAGUUCGGUGUGUCUUCCAUUAGUGACAAGUCAGUGACGAGAAUACACGGUGAACGGUUAAAUGACGAGUAUUAUAAUGAGGCGGCUAUAUAAAGAGACUGAUUUUAAUAAAAGUGUUUAUUGAAUUGUAAAUUAUAGAUGUUUUAUAUUAACUUGGUCGACGCAUAUUUUGUAUCUAUUUUGUUUCGAGAUUCCACAAAUUCUGAAUAUAUCUUUUGUGUAGGAUGACCAUCUUGUUUGUAGAGAGCAGGACAAAGCCGACAUUAUAUAACUGAUUGCUGUAAAAGUCCUAACACUAAACGUUGUUUUGCUUUUUAAAUGAUUGUCUAUUGGUAAGUGUAGAGGUAAAUAACACUCAGCAGUUUUACAGUUUUUGCAAUAUACUGAAACUGAAAAGUCCUAAGGUAAUCUUAGUAUAGGAUUAUUUAAUAUUUAUAUGAAGUAAUCCUCUGCUAAUUGCUGAAUUUGAUUCCACACAUUUGACUAUGCAAUCUAUCUCGAAAUGCAUUGUCAAGUGUAGACAAAUUGGACGUCCCAGUAAAAUACCUAAUUUGUAGUAGAAAUGUCUCCAUGACUAUCCCCUAGGCAAUCUUGACACAAUGACAAAAGGACUUGUCCCGCAAAAACUAAAACUGUUGGUAACUACACUAAAGCUUUCACAAUAUGCAAUGUUUUUUGCCGCGGAAAAAUAAAUCUAUUUUACGAUCUCUUUCAAUGUUCGUUAGAACUUUGGAAAACGGAAACAUUGCAUAGUGUUUGGGAUUUAGCACACUUUGUAUUCAUUACACUUUGUACGAAAUACCUUUAGAUAUAUUACUAUGCUAUUCUCUGAGAUUCACAAUAAUUAAUAAUGUUCCCUAUAUAUAUAUAUAAAUCAAAAUGUCUUAUCGAAAGAUCAGUCGAUACAAUUUGCUAUUAAUUGAAUCACAUUUUUGAUUUAUUUGGAAAUUAUCGUCUUUAAAUAUGGCACCUAUUGUGUACGUGGUAAUGUUUCAUCGUUGUGACAACGUUGAAGCAAGCACCUACAGAAUAGCAUUGAUUGAAUUGAAUUAAAUUCUUAUGGUCCGUUUACAUUCGGCAAUUCCAGUGCCAAAUUAAAUCAUUUAUUGUUUUAAAUACCGAGGGAUUUACAGGAUUCGUUCAACUGAACAAUCGAGUAGUAUUUAUAAAUAUUGAACAUACAUUUUAUUAUCGUGAAUAGAGUCGAGAAUAAAUUUAUAUUGGUUUAUGAGGAGCUCAUUCUUAUAUCUUUGUAUCAAAAAUUCUUAAUUUUGAAUAAAUUUAAUACAAAAUCUUGUCGAAGCUUCUACCGGUCACAUAAACCUCGUUCGGAAUUUUUGGUACGCAGGUAAACGACUCUUCGUCGAACUCUAUAGGUCAUUGAUCGACUCCUGUAAAUACUCGCGUUUGUGUGAAAGCGUUUAAUCGCUUAGUGUAAAUAGAGCAUUAUCACCAAAAAUAGACACAAAGUUGUGCGUCGAGUAUUAGGUAAUAAUGUAAUUAUUUGAAACCUCAGUACUGCCAUAUUAGUGAUAAAAGAGUAUAUGUAAAUAUUGAUAGAUUAAAUGAACCGUAUAAUACGUAUAUUAAAUGUGCCUCAGAUUUUAUGAAACGUUUAGAUGUUUAUAAAGGCCUCAACAGAUGGCGACGUUUUUCAGCGCGUUAGACGCAACUGUAAUGAUGUGCGAUUUUGACAUAUUCAUAUUCAAAAAGCUACUAAAGUAUACUCUCUCGUAUUACAAUAUUUUCUUGUUUUCUAAUAUAUAACUUAGUAAUUGGUUUGUAAUAAAUUAGCAUUUAAUAAAUAACAUCUAACUACUGAAUAAUAUAUGUAUAACGUAACUCAAGAGGGAUUUUAAUAUCUAUCAUUGAAACUAAAACAUAUAAAUGAAAGACCUAUUCGUUUGCUUUUGUAUGUUACAAAUUCAGAUUGCAGCGCGUUGUUCAAACGUCGUCAUCUGAAAGCUUAGUAAAAUUGUUCUUUUGAAGUAUUGACAUGUAAUAAAUAUGAAAGACUGGAUUGAUCAAUUUGAAUUGUUAAUUUUAAACUUGAUAUUACGAUUGUAAUUAAGGGCUUUUGUCCACAGGUUUCAUAUUGGAUACGAAUAUUUUUGAUUUAAUAUUCUUAAUUGUGCCAAAUGGUAUUGAAUAGAUAAAGGCGAAUCAAUGUGUAGAGUUUUUAUUAACGUUUAGAGAUGCUCCGAGACCAAUAAAAUAUUGUUAGGGCCACUACAUAUCUGGCGAAGACCAGCGUAUUGUUUGUUUUUAAACUAUUAUUGACAUUGCUAUAUUAAAAUCAAAUAGUACUCAUAACUAUAGUGUGAAUCACAAUUCAUAACAGUUAUUAUUUGUGAUUCAAAAAUUAUUAAAGUAGAAGUAAAUUAUCUAAUGGAAGAAUAAUUAUUUAUUUAGCCCUCUGUGCCUAAAAAUAUCAGAUAUAGUUUUCCAAAUAUUAUUCUCCUACAAUUAGGUAAUUGAGCCGGCUAUGAAGGUAAGAUUGUAUUCUGCAAGUCAAAAUAGUUGUCAGUCAAAUCUGUUUGCUAACUGUAAAUUUAAUUUGCGACGUUAGUAUCUCAAUUAUUUUAUUUGCUAUGUGCCUUUAAAACUUUUUGGGCAACUGCUUUAAAUAAAUGUACUACAAUAGACACAUCACUACCUAGGCCCAAAGUAAUCGUAUAGCUUGUGUUAUAUUCUGUACUAAGUUAAUCUAUUUACUAAGAUAACUGAAUAUAUUCAUAUAAUGUACAAAUACAUCCAGACACUGGAAAACACACGAGGUUAAUAUACAUGAGAGGUUCUACAAUUGUUCUACGUCUCGCCCGAUGUGUACCGGCCUUUAGCACUCUUUUCACUCCAAACCCGGCAUCUUUAUGAUCUUGAUUUGACAGUGUUCAAAUGUAAAGUUUUAUUAAUAAAUAUUUUAGAUAUUCAUUGAAAUUACCAUAGUAAAUUUGUUGUUCUAAAUUGUGAAUAUUGUUUAUAAAUUAUAAUCUUCAAUCAAUUCAGAAAAAUAAUUAAUAAUGAACAGUGUAAGAUUAUCUUUUCAUUAUAACUUUAAAUGUUCGCCAUAUUUACCAGUCUGCAUUCUCAAUGAAUGCAUUUUAUAUAUCUAUCUAAUAUUAAUAUUUGUUAUGGAUUUACUCGUAAGUCGUGCAUUUAGUGUGAAUUGACCCUUAGCGUAGGUACUUUUAUAUGAUUAUUAAAAUUUUGUAAAUAAUUUAUUUGAGGCAAUUAUUAUAAAAAAUUGUAAAUGUGUAAAUAAUAUAAAGAACUGUCAAUAUACGAGUGAAUAUGGAAA
Bicyclus anynana (squinting bush brown) is the source of this 6258-nucleotide messenger RNA. RefSeq names its product tyrosine-protein kinase Drl (gene dnt). Gene Ontology annotation, biological process: positive regulation of kinase activity; axonogenesis; multicellular organism development. Bases 331 to 1959 code for a protein of 542 amino acids. The transcript has 6 exons. NCBI's taxonomy places the organism in Eukaryota, Metazoa, Arthropoda, Insecta, Lepidoptera, Nymphalidae. Gene Ontology annotation, cellular component: signaling receptor complex. Gene Ontology annotation, molecular function: ATP binding; protein kinase activity. The record is from RefSeq and is a predicted model, not a curated record.